AUGACCCUGCACUUCCUGGGCCACCUCUUCCCAGCCUCCCGUCCCCACUGUCUGCUCUAUAUAAACCCCGGGGCUGAGACAGAGCCACCAGCCCCAGCUCCUGGAUGUGCACCAAUGAUGCUGCUCCUGCUCCUGUUCCCCAUGGCCUUUGUCCCGCUUCACACUGCUCAGGUCAUCGGGGGCCGGGAAGCCCCGCUUGGCUCCAGACCCUACAUGGCCUAUGUACAAAUAGGGUCAAAGGGAAGCUGCGGAGGGUUCCUGAUCCGGGAGGACGUGGUGGUGACGGCGGCUCAUUGUAACUGCAACCUGGGCAACAUCUAUGUCUACCUGGGAGUCCAAGACUUCAUGAAGCCAGGACAGAGCUGGCAACGGAUCCGGGCCCGUCGCUGGAUCCAGCACCCUGACUUCAGCAAUGAGAACUUUGAUAAUGACAUCAUGCUGCUGAAGCUAUGGCACAGCGCGGAGCUGACCAAGUGGGUGAUGCCCAUCCCCCUGCCGGAGGCCGAUCACCACGUCAGCCCAGGCUCCGAGUGCAGCGUGGCCGGGUGGGGUCGGACCGGAGUGAACACCACCUCCGACAGGCUGCAGGAGGCGGAGCAGGAGGUGGUGUCGGACAGCGUGUGCGGAGAGUGGUACCGGCAUUACGACCCCACCACCAUGCUGUGUGCCGGCAGCCCCCACGCCAAGAAAUCAGCCUUCCAGGGUGAUUCCGGUGGGCCGUUGGUGUGCGACGGGGUGGUCCAGGGCAUCAUUUCCAAUGGAGAUCCGGAUGGGCGACCCCCCAGCAUAUACACAAGAAUCUCCAAAUUCAUCCCCUGGAUCAACAAAACUCUGCAGAAACUGAGUUAAAGGAGACGCUCCCCUUUAAAGGGCCAAUUUCACCAUAAUGGGCAAUGUGCCUGAGUGGAACCCUGAGGUGCUUUAGAUCAGAGUAUUUGUUUCUAGUGUUAGAGAAAUGCUGCGAGUGGCUCAGUCCUGAAAUCCUUUUGUAGCUAGAAAUACCCCAUCAAUGUCUGAAAUUUUGUUAUAUUGUCUCCCCAAGUGUCGAGUCAAUGUUUGGGACCCUAUAUGUGUUCCGGUUGGGAGCAGAAAUUGACAAUGGAGUCUGGUAUUUCCUCUGAUGUGAUCUAGUUUAUUUACAAGGAAUAUCCAAAGUCCCGUUUCCCUGAACACAGCUGGAAUCAAACAGCAGCAGACAGCUUCUCUAUUCACUGUACAGAGCCUGCCUCUGAAGCCAAGACUCUGUGCCCAAAUGGUUCUUCUCUUAGCUUUUUCUCAGAGCCACAUUCCUGUGCUUCCAGGCUAUGUCUGCCUGGCUUUUUACUUUGCGUCUGACUCGCUCCUGUCCCCGGAUCUCUGUGUUUAUGUUGUGUCUGUCCGAUCCACAUGUCCCAUUACCCCAGAACAAAAUUCGGUGACAACCUUUCCUCCUGAGUCAUUCGAAUUCCCACGUGUGCACAGCUAAGGGGAUUCUGGAGCAAGGGUUGUAUUUUCUCUGCUGAAUUGUAUAGGACCUCUACAAAUGCUGAUCAUUUGUACACCUAAUCCAUUCCUCAAGGGUUUUCCACCAUCAAAAUUCCGAGCUGCAGCGUGCCCUUGGCUGGAUUAAAAACGUUCUUUCACCCAACCAGAGAGCAGGAACGGGGCCAUGUGACUUUGGUGGCCAACCUAUGACCAUGAAGAGUGGGUAGUCGAAUUAAACAGCCCAUGACAAUAGCACAUUGAAAUGGUUGUGUGAAAUUUCUGUGAUUUUGUUUCACACAUUUUGAGCUGGACCCAACUUCUGUUUGUUUUCAGCAUUUUUUUUUCUUUUUUCCUCUCCCCACCCCACAAGUAUUUAAUUAUUUAUUAUUUAUUAUUGUGAUACUGACGGGAGGUUGGAAAAACCCAAAGGAAGGGAACCCAGAAAGCAUCGCUGAGAUACACUGGGGCAAAAGAAAGAAUUGUCUAUUUCCAAAUAUUUGGAAAAUAUUGAAAACGGACGCUUGUUUGAAAAACAA
Chelonia mydas (Green sea turtle) is the source of this 2000-nucleotide messenger RNA. RefSeq names its product duodenase-1. The coding region runs from base 1 to 849 and encodes 282 amino acids. NCBI's taxonomy places the organism in Eukaryota, Metazoa, Chordata, Testudines, Cheloniidae. The record is from RefSeq and is a predicted model, not a curated record. Gene Ontology annotation, molecular function: serine-type endopeptidase activity. Gene Ontology annotation, biological process: proteolysis. Gene Ontology annotation, cellular component: cytoplasm; intracellular membrane-bounded organelle. The transcript has 5 exons.